Molecule: messenger RNA, 219 nt
Organism: Phytophthora nicotianae INRA-310
Lineage: Eukaryota; Oomycota; Peronosporomycetes; Peronosporales; Peronosporaceae
Exons: 1
Coding region: 1-219 (72 amino acids)
Source: RefSeq, a predicted model, not a curated record
AUGGCCGACUCAGACACCUCGGAGGGAGUCGAGCGAAUGCAGCUUGGACCUUCAGGAGCCGCGAUGUUACAACCCAGAUCGCAACAUGUAUCGAACGCGAUGUCCAGGGCAGAUGCUCCUGUGGCGGCCAGCAGGUUGAACGAAAACCCAGACAGAUUGCAGACGUUCUUCAACUCGACGACGGAACGCUUCUUGAAGGAGCAACAGUGCCCCUGGUGA